Ctenopharyngodon idella (grass carp) is the source of this 4105-nucleotide messenger RNA. It is a transcript of the gene mthfr, whose product is annotated as methylenetetrahydrofolate reductase (NAD(P)H). The record is from RefSeq and is a predicted model, not a curated record. Gene Ontology annotation, biological process: tetrahydrofolate interconversion. NCBI's taxonomy places the organism in Eukaryota, Metazoa, Chordata, Actinopteri, Cypriniformes, Xenocyprididae. Gene Ontology annotation, molecular function: FAD binding; methylenetetrahydrofolate reductase [NAD(P)H] activity. The transcript is spliced from 12 exons. Bases 163 to 2136 code for a protein of 657 amino acids. Gene Ontology annotation, cellular component: cytosol.
CGUGACUCGUAUGAAAUGGGCGUGGUCUACCAUAACACCACCCUCUUUGUCUUCCAUUCUGUCCGCACACGCUGUUUAGCUAGAGCACGGGUACAAGCGCCGCCCUGGAUCUGUACUAUCCUCUCAUAACUCAUUGGGGAUCGGGAAAAGGUUGAAGAAAACAUGGUGAACCAAAGAGCUGACAUAGGUUGGCAGUCCUCUAAGAGCGACUCUAGCGGGGCCAGUAACAGUGGAGAGAGCUCCAAAGAGAGCUCCAGGUGCUCGACCCCUGUACUGGACGCCGACCGCACUGACCGGCUGCGGGACAAGAUGAAGCGGCGGAUCGAGUCUGGGGACCACUGGUUCUCUCUAGAGUUCUUCCCACCUCGCACAACAUCUGGAGCAGUCAAUCUUAUCUCUAGAUUUGACCGAAUGGGUUCUGGAGGUCCUCUCUUCAUUGACAUCACUUGGCAUCCCGCUGGAGAUCCAGGCUCAGAUAAAGAAACAUCUUCCAUGAUGAUAGCAAGCACAGCAGUCAAUUAUUGCGGCCUGGAGAGUGUCCUGCAUUUGACAUGCUGCAAUCAGACGAAGGAGAAAAUAACAGCCCAUUUAAAUAAAGCCAAGCGGCUAGGCCUAAAGAAUAUCAUGGCCCUGAGAGGAGAUCCUAUUGGGGAAGAUUGGGUGGAGGAAGAUGGAGGUUUCAACUAUGCUACAGACCUGGUCAAGCACAUUCGCUGUGAAUUCGAUGACUAUUUUGAUAUCUGUGUUGCAGGUUACCCCUCGGGUCACCCAGAGGCUGAGAGCUAUGAAGAUGACCUCAGGCACCUGAAAGAGAAGGUUGAUGCUGGUGCACACUUCAUCGUCACCCAGCUGUUUUUCAGGGCAGAAACCUUCCUUAAAUUUGUCAAAGACUGUCGGGACAUUGGCAUCAUCUGCCCCAUUCUCCCAGGAAUCUUCCCCAUCCAGGGGUAUCACUCACUCCGUCAGCUGGUCAAACUCUCCAAACUUGAAGUGCCAGAAGAGAUCAAGCAGGUGAUUGAGCCCAUUAAAGAUAAUGAUGCCGCCAUUCGGAACUAUGGGAUCCAGCAGGCGGUGGAGAUGUGUAAGGUUCUACUGGCCAGUGGAGAGGUCCCGGGCUUGCACUUUUACACGCUCAACAGAGAGGUGGCCACCAUGGAAGUGCUCAGACAGCUGGGCUUAUGGGCAGAGGAUCCACGUCGACCCCUGCCCUGGGCCAUCAGCGCCCAUCCAAAGCGUAAGGAAGAAGACGUCAGGCCAAUAUUCUGGGCUUCCCGACCCAAAAGCUACAUCUACAGAACACAGGACUGGGAUGAUUUCCCCAACGGAAGAUGGGGUAACUCCUCCUCACCAGCCUUUGGUGAGCUGACAGACUACUACCUAUUCUACUUGAAGAGUAAGUCUCCUAAAGAGGCCCUGCUGCAGAUGUGGGGUGAGGAACUUAUGAGCGAGGCGAGUGUUUAUGAAGUCUUUACCAACUACAUCACGGGGGAAACCAAUCGCAAUGGACACAAGGUCAUCUGUCUGCCAUGGAACGAUGACCCUCUGGCUCCAGAGACCAACCUGUUGAAGGAUGAGUUGGAGAAGGUGAACCGCAGGGGUGUUCUCACCAUUAACUCUCAACCCAACAUUAACGGCAAACCCUCAUCCGACCCCAUUGUGGGCUGGGGCCCUGCAGGGGGAUACGUCUUUCAAAAGGCAUAUUUGGAGUUUUUCACAUCAAGUGAAAAUGUCACUGCACUUCUGCAAGUGCUAAAGAAAUAUGAACCUCGUGUGAACUACCAUAUAGUCAACGUUCAGGGUAGGAAUAUCACAAAUGCCCCUGACAUGCAGCCCAACGCUGUGACAUGGGGAAUUUUCCCAGGCAGAGAGAUCGUUCAGCCCACCGUGGUGGAUCCAGUCAGCUUUAUGUACUGGAAGGACGAGGCUUUCGCGCUGUGGAUUGAACAGUGGGCAAAGCUGUACGAGGACGAAUCGCCCUCACGUAUGAUCAUUCAGUACAUCCACGACAACUACUUCCUCGUCAACCUUGUGGACAACGACUUCCCGCUCGACAGCUGCCUGUGGCAAGUGAUUGAAGACAUGUUUGUGCUCCUGGACUCUCCUCAAGUAACUCAGGAUGAGGGAAGUGAAUUGUAGCAUCACUAAAAAAGUCUGCAUGCGCUGCUAUUUGAUCCAGAGACCUCUCAAUGCACACACAGAGUACUUUACUGUAAUGACAGUAUUUUUAGUCAUUUACAGAGCUGAAUUUGUCAUCACAGUCAAUAUAUAGGGAAAAAUUAUGCCAAAUGUAGCACUACACAAGAUGAUUUGCCUUAAUCUUUAAAUGGACUUGAGUUGGCUGUUUUGAGUGCCAUUUUCUUAUAUUUUUAACCUAGGUUUUUAACUAUUUAUUUUGGUGUUUUGGAUACUGCAUAUGUUCAAUAUAUGAUUGUAAAGGCAAGGAACUCUUGUAAGUCAGGUCAAAUGUGUGGACACAAAUACAGUAUUUGGCUACUGUAUUUCACUUAGACUUUAUAGGUGGAUCCUAUGUCAAAAAGGUUAUUUUCCUGCUAAAUUCAAGAGAAAAAAAUAAGUAAUUUUUGUUUGAAGGGUUUGUUCACCUAAAAAUUCCAACCAUAAGACUUUUGUUUAUCUUUAGAAUACAAAUUAAAAUAUUUUUAAAUAUUUUUGCCCAUCCAUUAAAAGUCCAAGCAACCAAAAUUUUCAAGCUUUUUUUAAGUAAUUCAUAAGGAUCCAGUUGUGUAAUCCAAAACUUCUGAAGAGUUACAAUAACUUUAUAUUAAAGAUUUGAUCAACAAGCAUACACUGAGCACAUCAAAUAUGGUCAACAGAAGCUCAAAUGUGCAUGUUUAAUGCAUGAGAACCAGUGAAGUUUGUUCUCGUGCAUCAAGCAAGUAUGGUCAUCGACCAGAUGUGGUAUAUGUAUAUGCAUUGAUCAAUGUUUUUAUCUGAAGAGAAGUUAAAUCUGUUCAUAAUAUAAAGCGAUCAUGCCUCUUCAUAAGACUUAUAUUAAAAUUUUGAUGUCUUUAUGUAGAGUACUUUUUUAAGAUUUGUUGUAAAAACAUCCAAUGGAUGGACAAAAAUGAUGAGAGUAUAUUAAAAAAUUUGUUGAUAAAUGAAAGUCAUGGGUUUGGAAUGACAUAAAUGCUGAUCAUUCAUUUUUUGGGUGAACUAUCCCUUUAAAGAUUUUGAAGAGUUUUUUUUUUUUUCCCAUGACAGUUAAGAACAUUUUCACUCUAAAUAUUCAUUACUGUAUUGCAACUGGAUGUUAUACUUUUGAUGUUCAUUACUGUAGUAAAAAACAAAACAAAAAAACAACUACUAUCAUGAUAUAUAAAUAAUUUACAAUUGAAUUUGUAUAGAAUUUUUGCCAUAUUACGACAAUAAAAAUUGGGAGUGAACAUGUUAAAUUGUACACAUGACAUGCGGACAAAAAUAUAUAUCGUGGCCAUUAAUUGACAAUUCGUUCCCACGACUUACUAAUGUAUCAGCAUGUUUUACUAAUUCAUUCCCUCAUUUUAAGUAAAUUGUCUGCACGUUAUAAUAAUCUGUUUCCUCAUUUUAUUAAGUUUUCGAAAUGAGGGGACGAAUUAGUACAAUGCGGCCUCAAUUUACUAAAACAAGGGAACAAAUUAUUAUAUCAGGUGCUCAUUUUAGUAAAACGAGGGAACGAAUUAUAUCGUAUGCACAAUUUACUUAAAAUGAGGGAACAAAUUAGUAAAUCGUGGCCAAGUUUUACUAAAAUGAGAGAAAUGAAUUCUUAAUUCAUGGCCAUGAUAUAUAGGCCUAUAUUUUUGUCAUGUCAUGUGCGGGGAUCCUUAUAAUUGUAAUGAAAAUAAUGGGGAAAAAAUGUAAAAUAAAUAAUCAUUCUAAAUCCAGACAGGUUUAUGAGAUUCCCUCAUAAAGUCAUCUACUGUCAUGUGUGAAGUAAUACUAGUGGAGUUAUUGGUCUGUGACAGUAGUGAUUUGAGAAUCACUUUUGAAUCUUUGUUUUCCCUAUUUGGCCUUCUUUUUUUUUAACCAUUUGAGAAGUAUGAUCAUUUCUGUGCUGCCAAAAGAAAACUCAAUAAACUUGCGCUCCUCCCCCUGUGCAAACUUGUCCAAG